AUAUGUAUACAUAUAUAAACGGGAAAGUCCCCGGUGCGUGACUUCAAUCGCCGUGAAACGUUCGUCCAGAACGCUUCGAGGGAAAACCCGAGUCAGCGUGAAAGGAAUCUGCCACGAGGUGCACCAGCAAGCAUUACGCUCCGGAUGUGAGAUAGUCGCUGUUAUCGCGAAUAGUUGGCAAAGUGAUUUACCGGGAUGAGGACACGUAUUUUGGAUCUGCUGCUUAUAUACAGCUCCUUGAAUUUUUGUUGUUAUGGCAAUCUUGAAGAUUGUACCGAUGGACCGGAUGAAGAUUACUGCAAUGAAAACUUUAUUUCAGCACCGGCCCAGAUAUCAACACCAGAUUCACCAACUUAUAUAGCAGCUGUAGUAGAAUAUCACCCAGAAUAUACAACAGAUAGUAAUGAGACUUUGAAGAAAAAUUCUGAUGCAUAUGUCGAGCACAUUAAAACAGCUAGGGUACAUAAUGCUGAUAUAAUUGUUUUCCCUGAAGAUGGAUUAACAACAGUUAAAUUUCCCAAAAGGGAAGAAAUGCAAAAUUGGACAACUAUUAUUCCUUCUGCUUCAUUUAAUUAUACACCUUGUACUGACAGUACUAUUGAAGUCAGUGAGACACUGAAAAAGAUAUCAUGUGCUGCAAGAAACAAUACAAUCUAUGUGGUAAUCAAUAUUGCUGAGAAACUGCCUUGCAUUGAAGAUGUAUGUCCAAAAGAUAAGAUGUUUUAUUAUAACAGCAAUGUUGUAUUUGAUCGUACGGGAAAGAUUAUUGCCAGAUAUCGUAAAACGAAUCUUUUUGGCGAACAACAAUUUAAUGUGACAUCAAAACCGGAAAUAGUGAUUUUUGAUACUGAUUUUGGAGUCAAAUUUGGAACUUUUAUAUGUUUUGAUAUAUUAUUUCACGAGCCUGCAUUACAAUUAACAAGGGUUCAUCAAGUUACUGACAUUGUGUAUCCUACAGCAUGGUUUUCUGAAGCCCCAUUCUUAACAGCUGUACAAACACAAGCAGGAUGGUCAUUUAGUGAAGAUGUAAAUUUUUUAGUUUCCGGUUAUAAUGAACCUGCUUCUGGCAAUACCGGCAGUGGAAUUUAUUUAGGUCGUGAAGGAAUAGGUAAAGCAAUAAUGUCUAAAACUACACGCGAUGAAAUAUUGGUAUUUGAAGUACCCAAAAAAAAAAAGGUAUUUAAUAAAGACCAUCAUGAUCAUUCAAACGACUACGAUCAUAAAGUUUAUAACCAUAAAAAGGAGAAUAUACACGAGGAAUUAUGGAGAAAGCAAUUUUCAAACACAAUGGCAGAUAACGAUACCAUAUUUUUGAUACAUGAUAAUAUUAAUGUCUUUGAAACAUUUUCCUUGGAAGGAAAUGUCACGAGAAAUGUUUGCAAGAAUAACUUCUGCUGUGAUUUUAAAGUAGAAGUUGUGACAAUAGAUCCAAGUAAAAAAUAUCGUUUAAUAGCUUUUAGUGGUAUUCGUCUUUAUGCUACCGUUGAAGCUGGCGUACGCGCAUGCGGUAUAGUUCAAUGUUUAAAUGAUUCGGUCUCAUCGUGCGGUUCUGUACAUGAUUCGAAAACAGUAUUCAGCAGAAUUGAAAUUGAUACAACGUUCUACGAUUAUAAGAAUAUUUUGAUCAUGCCAUCCACGUUACGUUCAGAUUUACUUCCUCUUUCCGAAAAUUGGACGUACAACGAACAUACUCAUGAUGAUCAUGUGCACAUUAGUAUGCUCUUAAAUAAUAAUACAAAUAAUCUAACAACGUUUGGAAUAUAUUCGAGAUACUUUAAUAAGAACAAUGCAAGUAGAAUAGUUUUUGAUAUCUAUUAUUUUAUAGCCUUAUUAGUAAGUUUGUGUCUAUCAAGAUUGUAAUUUGUAAUAUUUUAUGCAUGCAACAGUAUUGUACACAUCUAUCUAUGCAUACAUUAAAUAUAUACAAUAUAUAUUAUUUUUUUUAUAUACAUGUUUAGAAAUUGUAUCUCUUGUGUAUAGAUUUAGAUGUUAAUGAUUUUUGAAUAACUUUAAUAUAGUUCAACUAUUUCACUUUCAAAUUUUAAUUUUUGAUAUCAAAUAUAUUUUGUGUGUACGCGCGCAUGUGUGUAUGUGUAUCUUUUAUAUUAUUGACAAUUGAAGUAAGAAAAAAAGACAUAUAGAAAUAUUAUGAAACUUCAGAUAUUAAACGUAUGUAUAUACAUGUCAAAUAAGCUAUAGUAAUAAUAAAUGUAUCGAUAAUGUUGCUAAUAAAAAUGUCUUUUACAAAGCCAUAC
This is a messenger RNA of Formica exsecta, 2255 nucleotides long. RefSeq names its product vanin-like protein 1. The record is from RefSeq and is a predicted model, not a curated record. Bases 196 to 1860 code for a protein of 554 amino acids. Gene Ontology annotation, molecular function: hydrolase activity, acting on carbon-nitrogen (but not peptide) bonds, in linear amides. The transcript is spliced from 9 exons. NCBI's taxonomy places the organism in Eukaryota, Metazoa, Arthropoda, Insecta, Hymenoptera, Formicidae.